This is a messenger RNA of Orcinus orca (killer whale), 309 nucleotides long. RefSeq names its product gametocyte-specific factor 1-like. The record is from RefSeq and is a predicted model, not a curated record. Lineage: Eukaryota; Metazoa; Chordata; Mammalia; Artiodactyla; Delphinidae. The transcript is spliced from 3 exons. Bases 1 to 309 code for a protein of 102 amino acids.
AUGGAGCUAGAAGUCUUGGAAAUAUGUCCUUAUGACCCAAACCACAGGAUGUUAGUCAGCAGGUUACAGUACCACCUGGCAUCAUGUAGAAAGGUGAAUCCCACAAAACUAAAAAAGAUGGCUAACUGCAAAUAUAAUGCUUGUCAUGUGGUCCCAAUCAAAAGGCUCAAAGAACAUGAGGCUAACUGUGUCAAUAGAACUGCUAUAGAUGACAGCAAGUUUUUCAUUUGGGGGACAGAUAAGUGGAGUCGAGUUCUAUUGCCCCCCCACCCUCCAUAUCUCAUAGCUAUGGACACCUUAGCCAAAUGA